GAUGACAUAGACUACGGGACUCGGACUAAUCGUUAGACCAAUGUAAAACUUUUCAUGAUCAAUGAAACUGAUGAUUGGAUGCGUCACUCCAUUCCAAGUACAGUACGAGGAUGCGUCGUCGACGGGCUCUCGCAGUGCUACAUAUGCUCGAAAGGGUAGUUUUCAGUUACUGCAAUAGCAUCCAUUCUCUUCCCCACAUUGCACGCGAUCAUCAUCAUCCUCAUCAUCCUCAGAACCCUCCGCUCCCUUAGCCGCAAGACUACGUCAAAAUGGAUGGCUUUAUCCUCCGCUGCAAUGACCUCCGAUGUCGUGCUCAAACUGAUGGCCGCGCCGUUGUGACUACUUGCAGGUAUUCAUCCUCUUGAUCCCCUUGAACAAACACAUGAUACCGCUCAAGCUGCGGGAUUGGAGUUGCAUUUCCUUAUCUAGCAACCCGAGCCCUGUACCUGUGCUCGGGGGUGUCGGUAAGCUCGGAAAACAGCACCCCGUUCUCCAUAGAGAUUUUCACUCGCGUGGGGCGGGUAGAAAUGGUUUUCCGAUUAUAUUCACCCCGCUCUUGGAGACAUCCAUUCCCCCCUACAUCCUUUAAGUUGGUUUGCUCUUCCUCACCUUUUCUAGUCACAUUUACUGCCUCCCAUGCGCCACUGCCCUCCAGCUUACCGAGCCUCCUCCGAACGGUCAGCGAACUUGUCCGGCCUGUAGCACAGCACUCUCCAAGCCGGAUGAUGCCGUGAUCGCAGUCCUCAAUCCGAGCGACGACUACAAGACUAGUGUUCUCAGUGGACUCAGUCCAAGUAUCAUAAUAGAAAUCUGCACUCGUGGGCUCGCCUUCUGGACCUAUCAAGUGACCCAGGAAAUGUCCGCGUUAGCCCCUCCCCCACUCUCAGGCGAGGGAUUGACCAUAGCAUAGAUUUUAUCAAGAACAUCUCGCAAAAUCCUUACGAGCACGGGGAGCCGAAAUUCAAGGGGAGAACGAGAAGAUUGUGCGUGAUGCUAAUGCCGAAAUCUCUGCGCUGCGUAAUAAAAUUGCUGGAAUGGUGCUUGUUGAGGAUGAGUUAAGAAGGAAAAAUCAUGAGUUGAUGCAAGGAUGGAGAGAGAAAGCAAGGAAGCUAGCACAAACACAGGUGCUCUCGACUCACACUUGCCAUUCCCAAUAAAAGGCCUCGUGCUGACACUGCAUAGGAACUCUAUGACAAGCUCAAACGCCGAACGUUAAUAUCCCAAGUACAACAGGCCGCUGCCGACCAGGCUGAUCAAGCUCUAUAUAUGACCCCUCACCAACCCUCCGACGCCCGGCACUUUCAGGACUCCCUAGGCAAGUCUGCGGGAAACUAUCUCCAUCAAAUCCGGCCAAGCCUGGAGCCCGAAUACACCAUAACUGGUGCGAAGAUUGGGAGCGUUCACGCCCAGAAUGCGGCAGGCCCUGGAGGAAGAACCAGUCAGUCCUUGCAGCGGCCAGGACGGAGACCUGACAAUAGCGGGGGCAUGUUUUUUAAUGGUAGGUAUUCGCUCUUUCCACUCCAUUCACCUAACACCCCUUAACCAUUGAGUAGAUCAAAUUCCCUUCCCGUCAACUCCUAUCGCUAGCCACGAGCACCGUCAACGCUUGAAUAUCCAAUCUACAGCUAUACGAUUCCCCGGUAUACAGAACGAGUACGGUAGACCACCUUUGAGAGGGCUUAAUGAGAAUACUCGGGGUGGGCGGAUGGGAGAUGGGGGCAAGAAUAGAAGGCUUGAGGUGGACGAAAAUGGGAGGGUUGUUCUCGAUUAACAUUGAUAAGGAAAUCUUUUUCCCUCGCCCCGAUGACGGCGAUGAUGCUGGUGAUGUUUGGACACCGGUUUGGUCAGCUUUAUGACACUGGUCAACCGUUUCUUUCUUUCUUUUUUCAUUUUUCGGUUAAAAGAAAUGGAUCAUGAGGAAGGGGAUUUGAAGCAGAUGGUGCUAUUCUUGAAUUAAUUUCUAUGGGAGGGGAAAUACCAACGACAAUCCAUACA
Messenger RNA from Tuber aestivum (summer truffle), 1995 nucleotides. The record is from the annotation of a GenBank genome assembly. Lineage: Eukaryota; Fungi; Ascomycota; Pezizomycetes; Pezizales; Tuberaceae.